Molecule: messenger RNA, 592 nt
Organism: Aspergillus glaucus CBS 516.65
Lineage: Eukaryota; Fungi; Ascomycota; Eurotiomycetes; Eurotiales; Aspergillaceae
Exons: 1
Coding region: 19-180 (53 amino acids)
Source: RefSeq, a predicted model, not a curated record
CUUGCAAGUCCUAGAGUUAUGACCAAUCUUUCCGCACCUGGUACAGUGCCGCAGAGUUGGCUCAGUCUCUAUUUUCUGACUACUCUCCUCGCGUAUUUCAUGCUCCAGUUGUGCAUCAAUAUCCUUCUGGUUAAUCAAACCUUGUCCAUCUUCUACAGAAAGUACCCCUUCAUGUUGUAGGACGGUUCUUUUUUGCUCGUCGGCGCUUGCUGAGUUCCUGAUUCGCCUUCUCUAAUGAAUGGACUCGUGCACUUAAAAAGGUAAUAGUAUGGGCUAAUGCUUGUGUCCCUCUUGCAAGUUGGUCAACUGCAGUAUAUAUUGGUAUUGAAGAGCUGCUCUGGUGUCUAGAGAUACGGGUCUUGAUGAAUGUAGACUGCGAAACCGUUUCAAUCGAGCUGUGUGGCGUUUGAUAAACCCAGUGGUUGGCAGAAGUUGGAGGCAAGUCAGAUGGUGUCGGUGUUCUUAACCUGAAUUUAAGGAAGGCUGUGUCCUGUCCUAAGAGAUCUGCCUUUACUACUCUGUCAAGUAACUUAAAGAAUACUGUAGUGUUGUCCAAUCAAACGAUAUCUUUAGUGCCCUUUUUUUCUCAGGC